Molecule: messenger RNA, 2085 nt
Organism: Cottoperca gobio
Lineage: Eukaryota; Metazoa; Chordata; Actinopteri; Perciformes; Bovichtidae
Gene: ranbp1
Product: RAN binding protein 1
Exons: 6
Coding region: 143-796 (217 amino acids)
Biological process (GO): nucleocytoplasmic transport; positive regulation of mitotic centrosome separation
Cellular component (GO): nuclear pore; cytoplasm; centrosome
Molecular function (GO): GTPase activator activity
Source: RefSeq, a predicted model, not a curated record
GAGAGGUGCGCGCGCGACCAUACGUAGGAAGUUCGUCGCGCCAAAGCCGUAACAGGAAGUGAGGAGCUGAGGGGAAACGGCGGCCAGUCCGGGAUUUGAAUCUAUCUAACUACUUCCAUAAUCUACAAACAUCUACAUUAAUAUGGCAGACCCGAAGGACCAGGAGGAGCAUGAAACCACUGCAGAAACUGUAGAGGAGUCUAAUCAUGAUCCCCAAUUUGAGCCAAUCGUGUCCCUUCCUGAGCAGGAUGUGAAAACAUUAGAAGAGGACGAGGAGGAACUCUUUAAAAUGCGGGCUAAACUAUAUCGUUUUGCCUCUGAGAACGACCCACCAGAGUGGAAAGAGAGAGGAACCGGUGACGUCAAGCUGCUGAAACACAAAGAGAAGGGCACAAUCCGCCUGCUGAUGCGGAGAGACCGAACCUUGAAGAUCUGUGCCAAUCAUCACAUUGUGCCUAACAUGGAGCUGAAGCCCAACGCUGGCAGUGACAGGGCAUGGGUGUGGAACACACUAGCAGAUUAUGCUGACGAAAGCCCCAAACCUGAACUUCUGGCAAUACGCUUUUUAAAUGCAGAAAAUGCUCAGAAGUUCAAGGGGAAGUUUGAUGAGUGCAAGGAGGAGGUCAGAAAAAGUCUAGGGGAAACAGGCAAUACUGAUAGCGCCAACAAAGUGGCGGAGAAGCUGGAGGAACUCUCUGUAAAAGACAAGGCAUCAGAAGAAAAGAAGAAAGAGGUCAAAAAGGAGACUGAGAAGAAAGAAGAUGAGAAAAAGGAGGUGGAGGCUGAGAAGAAUUGAGAACCAAGAACUUGCUUUGAUGAUUUUCAAUUUGUCAGUCUUUCCUCUUUUUCUACAAUAGACUCUAAAUGAACUGAAUUUGGACACUUGCAUAUUAUUAGUUUCGUUUUUUAUUAUCUUUUUUUGCAUCAAGAUCACAAGUCAUUGAUGCCACUGGGCGGGGUCGGGGGGGGGGGAUACAAGAUAGUGAAUUUAUGAAAGGAAACAAAAGAAGCCCACUCAUUCCCUCUGCACCAUGGAAUGCCACACUUUCCACCCUUGUCAUCUGAAAAGAGGCUUGUGACAGUGAUAAUUCCCACAUUGGGGUAUUUUUUGUUUUGUUAUUCUGAAGCAGAGUUUGUUAGUAGGGGGAAGAAGAUAAUGUAGCCUGCUUGUUAGCAGCACAGGGUCAGGGACCAGGUAUUGUGGAGGUGCAGAAAUAUAAAAUCCCAUGAUGCAUCUCAGUGGGCCUUCUUAGCCUGUCCACUGUCACUUCCACAACAGCAAGUAAGGUGAAGAAGACUUCUCAGUGGAUGCCUUGUAGAAGUAGUUCUUUGUAGGUUCCUUCUUUCAUUAGUUCUGUUGGGAGCUGACUAGAAGAGGAAUCCACUCCAGACAGUUGAGGGGCAUCAGAUGCGUGCUGCAGAUCGCAGUGUCCACUGAUUGGAUAUCAAUCAGAUGCACUUAUCUAAGCAUUUCAUUUCUUUCCUUUUUUUUUUGUUUCUAAUUAUCUGAAAACCAUUAAGUCCAAAGUCAACGGUUCAUCAGAGUUUGAUGCAGCUAUGCUCUGACUUAAGUUCCUCACCAGGACAUUGCGUUUGUGUUGUUUAGAUCAUAACAUUCCCGGACUGUAAGCAUGUAGAGUAUAUGUAACAGAGUGCCCUAUCUGAUCUGUGUGCUCACCACCCUCCUUUUCUUUCCACUAAUUGAGUUCUUAACCUUGCCUCCAAAGUGCAUCUAAGUGCCAGUGCAUCUGUAAAUACAUGUAUAUGGAUGAAAUGUUGCUUUUCAUUUGCACUCAAAUGAUUUGAAAUGUUUCCUCCACCUUCGAAUAAAAGCUGUCAAAGACCAAAUUUGCAUUCGUAUUAAAAAUCCCUCGAUUCCUGGGAUAGCUAACGAUGAGAUGCGCAGCUCUAAAUAAUACAGCGCUGUAUACUGAAACCAGAUUGUGUUGAGGGGUGUAGAGUUGAAACCAGAUCAUGUGACUGGCUGCAUACAGUCCUGAUGCUUGGAUUGCAUUUUGGCUUCUUAAAAUGUCACUUCAACUGUUAUUAAGCAACAUCUAUGAACUAUAAAAGAAAUAACUAUCA